AUGCCGCCCAAGAGGAACGACACCACGGCUGACGAGCGAAGGGACGCGACAAUUGAAGCCCUCACGCGACAAGGCGAGGGUUUCUGGCGGCAGUUCCAAUCGAUGGGCCACGAUAUGUCGGAUUUGAUGGGGAGAAUGGAGAAUAUUCGUGAGGCUCUCCAAACCUUGAUGCAACGCGAGCAGACGAACCGUGACGGGCCCGAUCAUCGGGACGACAGUCGCAGUGGACAGCGUGGUGGCCGUGGAGGUCGCGGUCACGCGCGUUUUGGUGGUGGUCGACGUGCGCCGUACGAGGAGGAGGGCGGCGACUUGGACGCUACGGAGGAGGAGGGAAACCCGUUUGGGCGAGAUGAUCCUCGUGGAGAUGACGACCCGCGCGGCGAACGGCGUUGGGAGAGUGCGUUUCGCGUGGAUAUCCCAGAGUUCUCGGGUGGGCUGGACGCCGCCGAAUUUCUGGAUUGGCUUGCUUCGGUGAAGGCGGUUUUUAAGUACAAAGACGUGCCCGAAAACCAUCGAGUUGGGCUUGUCGGCACGCGACUGCGUGGACGGGCAGUCGCCUGGUGGCAACAUCUCAAAGACGAGAGGCGUCUGUUAGGAGUUCGAUCCGUGGACGAGUAUACAGAGGAUUUCUAUCGUCUUCUUACGCGUGUCAAGCUACGUGAAACGACGACUCAAAAGUCGCGACGACCCUUGCCGUCCUCGGGUUUUCAACCGCGCGUAGGAGGCGCUCCGUCUUCGUCACCCGGGCUGAACCGGUCGCCGUUGACGGGUGGUCACAGCAACUCGACAGGACCGACCGAAUUUCCCACAGCUGGAGCGUCGACCAGCACGACCAUCAGAAUCGGGACUGCCUCAGCCGGGAAAGAGGGGUCGCGCGCCGGAGGUGGUCCUCGUUGUUUUUCCUGCGGCGAGGUAGGCCACCGUCAGUCCGCCUGUCCCUGCCGCAACAGCUCUCAGGCUCUGCUGACAGAUGACUUUGACGGAUCGGCGGAGGUUGCUUAUGAUGGACCGCCAAAGUUUGAUGUCGAGCCAGACCUGGAGGAGGAACAUCUGUGUGGCGACGAGGGCCUUGCUUUGGUUCUUUGCCGCUCGUGUUUGGCACCUCGAGUUUCUGACACUAUUGAGUCUUUACAGCGUCACCAUAUUUUUGAAUCUACAUGUACGGUAGGUGGUCGUGUUUGUCGUUUUAUUAUUGACUCUGGUUCUUGUGAAAACAUAGUGGCCCAGGAUGCUGUUGAUCGCCUUCAGUUAUCGACGGUACCGCAUCCUCACCGUACACCUUGGCGUGGAUUCAGCGAGGUAACGCCAUCACAGUGGACCGUCGGGUGUUGA
Messenger RNA from Striga asiatica, 1332 nucleotides. Lineage: Eukaryota; Viridiplantae; Streptophyta; Magnoliopsida; Lamiales; Orobanchaceae. The record is from the annotation of a GenBank genome assembly.